Messenger RNA from Etheostoma cragini (Arkansas darter), 1767 nucleotides. Its product is annotated as pyruvate dehydrogenase (acetyl-transferring) kinase isozyme 2, mitochondrial-like. Gene Ontology annotation, biological process: protein phosphorylation; regulation of glucose metabolic process. The transcript has 11 exons. The record is from RefSeq and is a predicted model, not a curated record. Gene Ontology annotation, cellular component: mitochondrion. The coding region runs from base 146 to 1378 and encodes 410 amino acids. Gene Ontology annotation, molecular function: pyruvate dehydrogenase (acetyl-transferring) kinase activity. Lineage: Eukaryota; Metazoa; Chordata; Actinopteri; Perciformes; Percidae.
GGGGACUGCAGACUGUAAACGCUACCAUCUACUGCAUUACUCGACUCGCUAUUGACCAUCACUCAACUCUUUUUUUUACGCCAGAGGAUAUUGUUAUAUGUCAUUUUUGUAAUAUUUGAAUUAGCUUUCGGGGGUGACAAGUAAAAUGAGGUUUGUUCGGUCCCUGAUGAAGGCGGCCGCCCUGGCCAACGUGCCCAAACACGUCGAUCAUUUCUCCAAGUUCUCCCCCUCUCCUCUUUCAAUGAAGCAGUUUCUGGAUUUCGGUUCGACCAAUGCCUGUGAACGCACAUCGUUUGUUUUCCUUCGCCAGGAGCUUCCGGUCCGUUUGUCCAACAUCAUGAAGGAGAUCAACAUGUUGCCGGACCGGCUGCUGGCCACGCCCUCCGUCCAGUUGCUCCACGGCUGGUACAUCCAGAGCCUGAUGGAGAUCUUGGAGUUUCUGGAUAAGAACCCAGAUGACCACAGAGUCCUUGAGACGUUUAUGGAGGCCUUGGUGGCCAUUAGGAACCGGCACAACGAUGUGGUGCCCACCAUGGCUCAGGGAAUCAUUGAGUAUAAAGACACUUUUAGCCAGCAGGACUCUGUUACUGACCACAACAUCCAGUACUUCCUGGACCGCUUCUACACCAGCCGCAUCUCCAUCCGCAUGCUCAUCAACCAGCACACUCUUAUCUUCGACGGUAACACAAACCCCGCCCACCCCAACACCAUUGGCUGUAUCGACUCCAUGUGUGAUGUGCCAGAGGUUGUGCGAGAUGCCUAUGAGAGUGCAAAGUUGCUGUGUGAGCAGUAUUACCUUGGAGCCCCAGAGCUGGAGCUGAGGCAGAUGAAUGCCAGCAACAACAGAGAGCCCAUCCACAUCUCAUACAUCCCAUCUCAUCUGUACCACAUACUUUUUGAACUCUUCAAGAAUGCCAUGAGAGCAACCAUUGAGAAUCAUGAGGCCAGCAGGACCCUCCCACCCAUCAAGGUCAUGGUCGCUCUUGGUGGAGAGGACCUGUCAAUCAAGAUGAGUGACAGAGGAGGUGGCGUUCCCCUGAGGAAGACCGAGCAUCUGUUCAGCUACAUGUACUCCACAGCUCCCAGACCCUCCAUAGGAGACAAACACAGAGCCCCACUGGCAGGGUUUGGCUAUGGUCUGCCCAUCUCUCGUCUCUACACUCGCUACUUCCAGGGAGAGUUACAGCUCUACUCUAUUGAGGGUUACGGCACUGACGCAGUCAUACACCUGAAGGCAUUGUCUACUGACUCAGUGGAAAGGCUCCCAGUUUUUAACAAGACUGCUCUGCGUCACUACAAGCUCAGUUUGGAGGCAGACGAUUGGUGCGUUCCCUCCAAGGAGCCGCUGGACCUUGCCGUGUACCGUGCUGCCAAGUGAUUCAUUCAUAACCUGGCAUGACUUCGGAAACAAAGACUUACAAUUUGACCAUAAAUGUCCUUCAGAGCCAGGGCACUGUAGGACCAGAACUAUUAGCCCAGGAGCUGGAGUGACCAAACGUGGCCCAAGAGAUCAAAGACAAUCAAAGAGCAGAGCAUUAUCGUCCUGAUUGUCUGGGAACUUACUUGAUUGGAGCAAGCGUCUUCUUCCUCUAUCUCCCUCUGCCUUCUUUACAUGUGUGCAAUAGACAGAGAUGAUGGCGGAUAGUCAAAGAUACAGUCGUAGAAAUCUAAAAAUUAAAGAGAGAUGGAAUAGAUAGGAUGGCUGUAAAAGUUGAGGAAAAUCUCUAAUUGUGGACAGUAUCUGACCAAUAUUGAGAUUGUAAUGUA